AUGGAAACUUUUCGCAAUAUCCAGAAUCCAAUACCUCCGGUUCUCUUGCAACCCUCCAAAUGGCUUUCUAUUUAUGAAGACUUUGUGACCAAGAAUGCCAGUUCGGUUGGUCAAGUCGAGUCAGCACUAAGAUCUUUGACUUAUAUCAUUCCAGGUGAGAUGUUAUUCGAUCUGACCUUGCAGCUGUUGAAGAAACUAACAAAUACUUUCUAUCAGGGCGAUACCGCGAGUCAGAGAUACCCUCAGAAUGUGUACACUCCGGUGUGCAGUUGUUAUCGCUAUACCAUGACUCUCUCGUUUCGCGAGUUGUUGAUCGGCUUCCGUCAACUGUCCCCCGGCCGCCGCCCACUCCCCACUCCCGGUAUACCAAAUACUGGGCCUUCUCGCUCCUCGCUGUAUCGCCAGGUAGCGCUUGCGCUACAGAUGCUCCAGUAUACCGAGCUUCUCUGGGAGAUGGCGGCGCGGCGGCGCGGCCAGAAAACCCGUUGGCGCGUAGUUAUCUUCAUUGAAUUCGCAAAGGCAGUCUGCCGCUUGCUUCUUCUACGAUUGACUAACUCCAGACCGCUCGUCAGUCCUCCACUCCCAGAGCGCGAGGUAGAUCCAAGAACGACAGAAGAAGAGGAACCACAGAGGGACUGGAAUGGAAUGGACACUCCGGUCAGCGAUCGGUCUUCAGACUUGAGUUGGACGAUGCCUCGCACGGGACUUUCCCUUCCGUCUCUGCCCGACGUAAACGAUGUGUCGAACUAUCUCAUCUCCAAAGUGCUUACGGCAGAUGACAUCAAACCCCCGAAGGCCCUCCUUCACCGGGCCACGGGGCAAGGACAACUGGCUGAAGUGCUAUACAUUCUUCGGCCUGUCGUCUAUGCAAUGGCGAUGCAAAAGUGGAGAGGUGAUAAGCGAAGCUGGCGGCCAUGGCUUAUUGGAUUUGGGAUGGAGUAUGGCUGCCGCCAGCUCGCAAAGCGGGACUUCCGUGAACGGGUCGCUGGCGGUCUUCGAGGACUCACAGGACUUGAGCGAGAGGAAUUGAAGAAGCGUGGAUGGUCAAUGGGCUGGUGGAUGAUGCGAGGCGCUUUUUACGAAAACAUCACCAAGUCCUGGCUACACAGUUUAACUGGAAAGAUGAAAGGCAAGCCAUUGUUGGACUUGGUGGGCAGUGUUGUGGAAGACUAUGAGUACCUUUGGGACAACUUCUACUUCUCGACUGCUACACUGUGA
Messenger RNA from Penicillium mononematosum, 1218 nucleotides. RefSeq names its product peroxisomal membrane protein PEX16. Gene Ontology annotation, cellular component: peroxisomal membrane. The transcript has 3 exons. The coding region runs from base 1 to 1218 and encodes 405 amino acids. Gene Ontology annotation, biological process: peroxisome organization. The record is from RefSeq and is a predicted model, not a curated record. Lineage: Eukaryota; Fungi; Ascomycota; Eurotiomycetes; Eurotiales; Aspergillaceae.